Carassius auratus (goldfish) is the source of this 1987-nucleotide messenger RNA. Its product is annotated as zinc finger BED domain-containing protein 4-like. The record is from RefSeq and is a predicted model, not a curated record. Gene Ontology annotation, molecular function: protein dimerization activity. The transcript is spliced from 2 exons. Lineage: Eukaryota; Metazoa; Chordata; Actinopteri; Cypriniformes; Cyprinidae. Bases 493 to 1800 code for a protein of 435 amino acids.
GGCCAGCGACGGGGGGUGGGGGGGCCCUCACAGCCAACCAUAGAUACAUUCCAGCGGCAAACAACACAAGUUCCAGUGUACAGUGCUUCUUCAUCGAGGCAACUUGCCAUUAACCAAGCCAUCAUCCAUGACCUCAUCAUUGGCUGCUGCCUGCCCCUAUCAAUAGUGGAGAAUCAACAUUUCCGACAUUUUCUACACACCAUUGAUGAGAGGUACACCCCAAUCGCCAGAUCAACCAUAGCCUUCAAACAGAUACCUCAGCUAGUGACUAAAGUCAAAGAGUGUAUCAAAUCCAGUCUGGCUGAUCAAAAAUGUGUCUCUGUAACGGCUGACAUAUGGUCAGAUCGCACCUUGAGGUCUUACCUAGGAGUAGCAGCUCAUGUUUGUAACUCCACAGCUAAUGAAUACACUCUGAAAUCCUUCCUCCUUGACUGCAGAAGAUUUAAAGGGCGUCAUAGUGCUGACAACAUUGCAGCUGCAUUUGAUGAAAUAAUGGAAGAAUACAAUAUAAAUGAUAAAGUUGAAUUUAUUAUCACAGAUAACGCAGCUAACAUGAAAAAAGCUUUUAAAUUUGUAAUGGCAGAAGACCUUUCUGAUGAUAGUGAGGAUGAGGAGGACAUGGUUACUGAACCGUUAGAUAGGAACUUUAACCUAGGUUCCCGGCAACGGCUGUCCUGCUUUGCUCACAGUCUUCAGCUAGUAGUGGGUGAUGGAUUAAAGGAGGUGAAGUGCCUUUCUCAAGCAAUGUCCAAAGUGUCAAAGCUUGCAACUCUACUGCAUAGCAGCACAAUUUUCAAAGACAAGUUUGAGGCAGUCUUUGGCAAUGGCAAAAGCAUUCCGGUGGCCACUGUAACACGAUGGAAUUCCACCUUCAAGCAAGUACAGGCCAUUACGGAGCUGGAUCACACCACCUUGACAGAAAUGUGCUCUCCUGACUUUAAGAAUGUUGUCAUCACAACAAGAGAGUUUGCCCAGUUGAGAGAACUUUGUUUGAUUCUUGGACCUUUUGCUGAAGCGACUGAAUUAACAGAGGGAGAAAAGAUCAUAACAAUCAGCAUGGUUGUUCCAACAGUGCUUGACCUGAACACUCAUCUAAUUCAGAUGGAUUCGCCAAAGAGCCUCUGCAGGCCAUUGAUCAGAGCACUCCGGGAUUCACUCCAGGAAAGGUUCUCAGGCAUCUUCAUUAGACUUCAUAUGGCAGAGCCAGAGUACCAUAGAUUUGAUGCACCAUUUAGUCAUGAAAUCUAUGCACAAGCUGCAAUGUUGGACCCUCAGUUUGGAAUGAGCUGGGUCGACAUGGAUGUGAGGACCAGUGGCACCACUGUUGCUGUAAAGAGACUAAGGGAGGAGGUGCGGAAAUCGCUGACAGACUGCUUGAUAGCUGAAGCAGAAAAGGCUGACCUGGAAAAUAUCCAUGCAAGAGAGGGACCUAGAGCAGAUCCACAUCAUUCUCCAUCAAAUUCCAAGAUUCCACGACUCCUGGCAAAGUAUAAAACUCAUAAAAUGAAACAUAGCUCUCCCACUGAGGCAAGCAUUGUCACUCAGGUAAUGAAAUACUUUGAACACAUCCAGAGCUCUCCAAUAGAGGAGGACCCCCUUAUAUUCUGGGCUCACAACAAGGACAAAUAUCCACAUUUGCAUGCUCUUGCUCUUAAAGUGCUGUCUGUCCCUGCAUCUUCAGCACCAGUUGAAAGAGUGUUUAGUGCUGGAGGACUUCUUAUGAGGCCCCAUCGAGCAAGCCUAGGAUCAAAAAUGCUCUCAUCUCUUAUAUUUCUCAAGUGCAACAAUGGACUUCUGUAAAACAGAAAAGAAUACUGAGGAUGUACAGUAUGAGGAUUAGAUGCAGAGACAGUUCAGGUUAGGGUCCUGCUAUACCAUACUUGCAUCAAAUUCUGCACUAAAACUGUGUUGGUAAUCCCCUGGGGGAUUUUGAUUUGACUGGUACUCCUGAAUAUGUUAUAUAUUAUAUGGCCUAUGGCAAGCACAC